AUGUUUCCUUUGUUCCUCGGGCGAGCGCCUGGCUCCUGGCUCGCGCUGAGGAUGAGAUGCUGUGGAGAUGGCUGGCCUGCACCUCCGGCUGGGCCUUGCGAGCGCCGGGGAGCCGAGGAGUUCCGGGUCGCUGGGCCCAAGGCCUGGAGCCCGGCAGGCCACGAGCGCCUCAACGACAUCGCCCAGCGCCUGCUCCAUGGCAAGCACCGAGACCAGAUCCGCACCAUGAUGCACUCGGAUGUGGUGAACAUUGGGAACUGGGAGAGCGUCAUGGACGGCAAGUACCCGGAGACCAAGGUGCUUCACUGGCACCACCAGGAGCCUGAGUGGGCCUGCGGGCAGAGAGACGUGCAGAAGACGGACCACAUCCGAUGCGACGGCCACGGGGCAAAGCGGGGGUCGCUCUUUUGUGCCCUGGCCUUCUUUUUUGAGCACUUUGCGGACGAGAUGUUGUUGAAGGAGUAUCCUGCGCCAAAGACGCCCAUCGGCACUCCGAAAGCCAUCUCCGCAUUCGCCAAGGUGGACAUUGAGGACUUGGGGGACGGCAAGAAAAACCGGAGCAACCAGAAGGCGGCCUUCUACUUGAGGUGGCUGGCUACACUGGUGGGUGACUUGCAUCAGCCCCUGCAUUGGCUGGCCGAGAAGCAGUAUGGAGAGGAGGUGAAGCUGCAGUUCAGAGGUCAGGAGUACAGCCUUCUGAAGUUCUGGGAGGAGUUUCUGCCAAAGAACCUGCCGGACAUUCCGAACCUCUCCACUUUGGAUCUGGAAUACAAGGCCCAGCACCACGAGUGGGGGAACCACUUGCCUCCGGAGCUCUUCCGACAGUGGGCUGGGGAGAUGUCGGACAAGGUGUGUAACGACAUCUACGGCCCCAUGUACGUGAACCACGCGGAUGGCAGCCGCAGCAUCGAGUCGCCUUUCCAGCUUACUGAGGAGCUCUUUUCCCGGUGGCAGAAGUUGGCGGAGGUCAUGAUCCAGGAGGGAGGCGAGCGAUUAGCGCUGGUCUUCCUGGACAUCCUGGAGCACAAGAAGCACAAGGCGGCUCAAAACGAGGGUCGCGGAUUGCUGCCGCCCUUGUUGGACUCGGUGCCGCCGGCGAGCGUGGCGAGUGUUGUGGCAGGCGCCAGCUCGCCCCACACGGUGCCCGCGCCGGUGCAGGGCAAGUCUUCGCACAUUUCCGCGACAUCUCAAGUGAGGUUGCUCCAUGGGCUCCACAGGGCUCGCAGAAGAAGGGCCUGGCGGAAUCUUCUGACCAACGCCGUGAUCGGGGCAGUCGUCGUCCCGCUGCUGCUUUUUGGUUUUCACAUGCACAGCAGGGCGCCUACUGCUCUAUCCAAGAUGCUCUUCAAGAAGGACAACACGUGA
Molecule: messenger RNA, 1365 nt
Organism: Effrenium voratum
Lineage: Eukaryota; Dinophyceae; Suessiales; Symbiodiniaceae
Source: the annotation of a GenBank genome assembly